AUGUAUCUGCCGCACGAUUCGCACGCGAUACCCGACAUCGAUACGAAUUGGAACGCUAUCAGAGGUCCUAAAGGGGACUCGAAGAAUGGAGGUUGGGAUAGCUUGAUUGGCGUGGUCACAGCGAUAUGCGGGAAUGUGCUCAUAUCUUUUGCCCUGAACACACAACGUUACGCGCAUAUGCGCCUGAGCAAAGACCGCGAACAGAGAUUGCAAGAGAAACGGAGACGCAGGAGGAAAGUGUCGCCGAACCAUAGCAAUCGUUCGCAACAGUCAAAAAUAUCGGACGAGUGCGCCAGGCAGAACGCGAAAUCAGAGUCGAAUGGAUAUACGCUCGAGCGCAGCGAGGAAAGCACCGAGACCGAGCCACUGAUAUCGAGAGCGCAUUCGAGACAUGAAUCUGGAUCUUCAGGUGAUACGACAGGAGCCGCGGUAGACGAUGAUGAAGAUCCAAAAGAGAAGUCAUAUUUGAAGUCGCCUAUAUGGUGGGUCGGCAUUGCGAUGAUGGUUGUUGGCGAGAUUGGAAACUUCCUGGCUUACGGAUUUGCUCCUGCAUCGAUCGUCGCUCCUCUCGGUGUUGUUGCGCUUGUCUCGAAUUGUUUGAUAGCACCUCUGCUUCUUCGAGAAAAGUUCCGACUCCGAGAUGGGUUGGGAGUGCUGAUCGCCAGCGGAGGUGCAGUCGUCGUGGUCCUCAGUGCGAGCUCAAGCAAUCCAAAGCUGACACCAGAAGCCAUUUGGGGACUUGUGACGACCUGGGAAUUCGAGACAUAUCUGGGCAUCACACUAUUCUUGAUUGUUGCUCUGGUGUUCUUGAGCAACAAAUUUGGAGAAAAGACAAUUCUGAUCGAUCUUGGACUGGUGGCUUUGUUUGGUGGCUAUACAGCGCUAUCUACGAAGGGCGUUGCAUCGCUCCUGACAUACUCUAUCUGGAGGGUGGUGACGUUCCCAAUCACAUAUCUGCUGCUGGCCGUUCUGAUCGGUACUGCUGUCAUGCAGAUCAAGUAUGUCAAUAGGGCCCUGCAGCGUUUCAACUCCACCAUGGUGAUCCCGACGCAGUUCGUGCUUUUCACCAUCUCCGUCAUUCUUGGCAGUGCUGUUCUCUACCGCGACUUCGAGCGAGAGCAGACAGAAGACGCCAUCAAAUUUGUCGCUGGUUGUGCGAUGACUUUCUUUGGCGUGUGGUGUAUCACGAGCGGCCGGAAGCUGAACCAAGAUGGCGAUGUUGGUGGUAAUGAAGAAGCAGACGAAAUAAGUCUUGCAGACGAAGAGGGUGUAUUCCCCGAGAUCCGAGAGCGAGAUGACCCAGAGAGACAAGCCUCCGUGGUGACUGAUUCAUCCGGCAGAGCGACGGUCCGUCGCAUACAUACUGCUGAGGGUACGAACGUGGGCUCUGUUGGCAAGAUGCCCACUUUUGCACCGGUUGAGGCUGCAACACCGCCAGGGCCGUUUGACCUGACGAAGCACUUGCAAGAGGCAGAUGUGGCGCCUGCAAAUGCUAGCGCUAUUCAUGCAGAGUCGACUGCUCGACUUAACGGAGUGGAUGAGUCUCAGGUCAAUCCUGUGAAGCCGCCACCGAUCCAUGCUACGACAUCUGCGCCAG
This is a messenger RNA of Pseudocercospora fijiensis CIRAD86, 1597 nucleotides long. RefSeq lists its product as uncharacterized. Gene Ontology annotation, cellular component: membrane. The transcript has a single exon. Lineage: Eukaryota; Fungi; Ascomycota; Dothideomycetes; Mycosphaerellales; Mycosphaerellaceae. Gene Ontology annotation, biological process: magnesium ion transport. The annotation marks the transcript as partial. The record is from RefSeq and is a predicted model, not a curated record. Gene Ontology annotation, molecular function: magnesium ion transmembrane transporter activity.